This is a messenger RNA of Brettanomyces bruxellensis, 948 nucleotides long. RefSeq lists its product as uncharacterized. The transcript has a single exon. NCBI's taxonomy places the organism in Eukaryota, Fungi, Ascomycota, Pichiomycetes, Pichiales, Pichiaceae. The record is from RefSeq and is a predicted model, not a curated record. Bases 1 to 948 code for a protein of 315 amino acids.
AUGUCGGAAAGUGAUCAAUUGUCUGAUAUGGAAGAUUUCAACUCCACCAAGAGCGUUCUGACUCCAAAGGAAGUAUACGAUUUCGAUACCAAUGUGAGCACCGAAAAACCACAAAAGCAGAAAAGAGUCACCUUCGCCGAACCAAUGGUUCUGUAUCCUUUAACUGAAGGGCAGGAGAUUAAAUCCUCAAUGCAACAAACUCGGAGGAGUACGAAAUCGGGACAAGAGCAAAGUGCCAAAACCACUCGCAAGAAUAAUUCGACAAGCCAACUUUCACCAAGAUUAUACAAUUUUGAUUCGGACCCAGUUGAAAAUGUGUUGGACUCGAAAAGUUUGUUUUCGUACGAACUUCGUCCAGAUGAGCAACGCAUAGAAGCCAUUAUCCGGCAAGUUGGAGACAGUAUCAUAGAUCGAUGCAAAAGCAUAGCAGAAAACAAGGUUGGCAUGGACAGCAUACACGAUCUUUACAUGGAUUUUGUAAAGGAAAACCAGAAAGAAUUGAAUGAGCAGCUUUCAAAUGUGUAUGAAGAAUUAUGGAAGGUGACUAAAUCCAGAGAGAACUAUCGUGAUUAUUGUGGCAAGCUUGUUUUAGUUAUCCACGGGUUAAUGGAGGAAAUCCUUAUUCCGCUGCUAUCUUUUACAAAUGCAAAUAAAGAGGAGCAUUUAGAGGAUAUGCUUGAGAAAGAUAGAUCAAAGUAUGAUACGGCAUACGAGUUGGUUCGUAUUCUGGAAGAUAAACUAAGAAAAUGUGAGGGAGUGUUUGUUCAUGAGCAUUACGAAACCAUAGAAGACACCGAGGAGAAGAAGGGAAAGCUAGACGAGUACUUGAAGGUUGUUGAUUAUCUUAAGGCUCAGACAAACUCCAAGCUUCUGUUUGGAUUGAAGAAGUUGGUUAAAACGUUUGAGGAAGAGGAGCAGGAGGGGAAGGAAAAACGCGACAUUGACUGA